AUGCUGCAGCUCUUCAAAAACCAGGUGGUCACUUCAGUGGCAAAACAACAGGUGGAAAUCAGACAGCUGGAGCUGGAUUGGUAUACCAACAAUUACUGGACCCUUUCGCAGCAAGCGGCUCUCCUCGCCGGUUUUGCAUUUUCCCAGAUUACCACGGCCCUGCCCAGCGAUGUGUCUUUCGGCCUCGAAGCGAGCUACUUGCUGCUUGCUGCCCUCUCCUUAGGCAUGCAACUCUGCGUAAUUGUGACUACAACUUUCUGUUGCAUGUGGGGGCCCGGUCUUGCUCUGAGGGGCCCCGACGGCGUGCGCUCGGUCAACUCUGCGGUGGAGAGUCUCAAGGCGGAGCAGGGCACUGUGUUUGGCUUGUUCGUAGCGGGUCUGAGCUGCUUUUUCGCUUCCAACAUUCUGCUCCUCUGGUGCUACUUUGAGGAGUCCGUGGCUUUCGUAUCAAGUCUCUUUCUGGGGGGCUUUGUAGUGGUGAUCGCGUAUUACACCCUGUCUCUGACCCUCCAGCUUCGGGUUGCUGAGGCGGAGGCCGUAGAAGGCAAUAUCGACGCUCUCAAAGCAUACGAAAACAUUGCGGAUCUCGAUGCGUGCUACGCAUCAGCGCACUUCAAGCUAGCAGAGCCUCACCAGCAAACGGCAGAGGCGGCUGCUCCGAGCGCCCUUGGAGGAACCUCCUUCAGGCCACUGCAAACGCAAGGACCGCAGGAGAGUUGGCAGGAUGGCCCAGGAGUGCCGAGCGUCACCACGGAGGCAACACCUCAGGGCUUCUUGGGAACAAUGCUAGAGCUCUUCGACUGGGACUGA
Molecule: messenger RNA, 810 nt
Organism: Cyclospora cayetanensis
Lineage: Eukaryota; Apicomplexa; Conoidasida; Eucoccidiorida; Eimeriidae
Exons: 3
Coding region: 1-810 (269 amino acids)
Source: RefSeq, a predicted model, not a curated record